Molecule: messenger RNA, 1020 nt
Organism: Aspergillus lentulus
Lineage: Eukaryota; Fungi; Ascomycota; Eurotiomycetes; Eurotiales; Aspergillaceae
Product: carboxylesterase NlhH
Molecular function (GO): hydrolase activity
Source: RefSeq, a predicted model, not a curated record
AUGUCCCUCUCCCAUCCAUUGCCGCCCACGCCAGGCCAGACUUUACUGCAUCCGACGCACAAGAUGUCUCUUCGUUAUGAUCCCGAGUUUGAAGCUGCGGCAGGCCCAACCCUCGUGCAAUAUGCAGCAUCAGGGUCACCGGCUCUUUACGACGUUCAGGCACGACGAAAUCGUCUCCAACAGGCAUUGAAAAAGGAUGCCAAAUGUCGAAUUCCAGAGGCUUUGGAGAGGAUCGUUCACCACGCGCCAUCUUCUGACGGCCACUUGGUCGAAAUUUACCACGUCCGCAAACGGGAGAACUCAGCCGCAGGGCCUCAUCCGGCUAUUCUUCACAUCCAUGGGGGUGGCUACUUUAGCUUCAGUGCUGCUCAAAGUGUCCAGAGCAUGGUCGAUUAUGUGUCUCAAAGUGGUGUGCAGAUGCUGUCUGUGGAAUAUCGCCUCGCGCCGGAGCAUCCGUUCCCAACUCCUCUAGAGGACUGCUGGGCGGCCCUGACCUGGGUUUAUUCGAAUGCUGAGCAUCUGAAUAUCGAUACGAAGCGUAUUGGGGUAAUGGGUGAGAGUGCUGGAGGAGGUCUUGCUGCCAAUCUUGCCCUGCUCGCUCGCGACAGGGUAUUGUCGCCGCCGUUGGCCAAACAAAUCUUAAUCUACCCUAUGCUUGAUGAUCGUACUGCUACCGACAAUACAAAUGGCCUGGCCUUUUUUGAUGUCAGCGACUGCAUUACCGGUUGGGCCGCAUACCUCGGAAAAGACGUCGUUGGCACUGAUCGCGUCCCCAAGUACGCUGCUGCGGCGCGGAAUCUGGACGUCCGUGGCCUGCCCGAAUUAUACCUGGAUUGUCCACAGCUGGAUAUCCUGCUGACCGAGAAUAUACAUUACCUGGUCCAAUUUGUCGAGGCAAAGAUUCCCACGGAGUUCCACAUGUACCCUGGCCUACCGCAUGGGUUUACAAGCUUGGCUCCCGGGGCUUCUUUCUCCCAGCGCGCCAUCCAAAAUCGUGUCCGUGCCAUGCUGAAUUUUUAG